Molecule: messenger RNA, 1470 nt
Organism: Paraglomus occultum
Lineage: Eukaryota; Fungi; Glomeromycota; Glomeromycetes; Paraglomerales; Paraglomeraceae
Source: the annotation of a GenBank genome assembly
AUGUCAAAUCAACAACAGCUCACAAUAGUUUCUGCACCGGGGAAAGCUCUUAUAAUCGGUGGAUACCUUGUGCUUGAUCGAUCAUUUAAUGCAGUUGUCAUUAGCACAGAUUCGAGGUUUUAUUGUGUGAUUAAGGACGGACAACGCCCAAACAAAGUAAUAGUCAAAUCACCACAGUUUGAGGAUGCCGUCUGGGAAUAUGAUGUCGAGAAUUUGGAAUCUUUUAAUCAGAGAAAUCAAGGCAAGGGAAGUGCCUUUAUUCGAUUUGCGAUAAAAUACACACUUGGCAUCAUAUCACAAAGGAUUGAAAGCAGCGCAUUUACUGAAAUAAUCGGCAGAGGUCUUGAAAUUAUGGUCCUGGGAAGUAACGAUUUCUAUUCAUUGAGGGAACAGCUAGCCAAAUCCCAUCUCCCACUAACUGCCGCCUCUACGCGUCUUAUAGACCCACUGUCAUCAUUCCACGUUCCCAUAUCGAAAGUUCAUAAAACGGGUCUUGGUUCAUCUGCAGCGCUGACCACCUCUAUUGUUGCAGCCUUAUACGUUCACUUUGGAGUCGUGCACCAAAAUGAAGAUGGCAAAGAUUAUGAUAAACGUUUGGUCAACAACACGGCACAGAUGUGUCACGGACUUGCGCAGGGAAAGGUAGGAUCGGGGUUUGAUAUUUCUGCCGCGGUCUGGGGUAGUCAGGUUUAUAAACGGUUUUCCGCAAGCGUGAUUGAGGAAGCUUUUGCUGCUAAUAAUGAAGAUCGUAGCGAGCUCAAGGGCAUAGUCGACUUUGAAAGACUCAGCCUAAUAGUAGAGCCCGACUUUAAUGAGUGGGACAGCGUGGUUAGACCAACACGUCUUCCUCCUCAUUUUAUUCUUAUGCUUGCUGAUGUGGAUGCUGGAUCACACACGCCUUCGAUGGUCGGAAAGGUAUUAGCAUGGCGGAAGGCUAAUCCGGAAAAAGCCAAUAGAUUAUGGAACGAGCUCGGCGCUUGUAACCAGAAAAUAGAGGAUGAUCUAAGGUAUUUGGUAGAUAUGAGUGAGGUUGAGCGUGAUCUGUACGAAGAAGGAAUAAGACGUUGCUCCGAACUACCGGGAGAGAAGUGGUCAGAACUCAGUCAUGGUAGUCCUCAUAACUCGGUCAUAAAAUUCAUGGAUCAUGUUUACCAAACAUUCCAACAAAUACGAAAUCUGCUAAGGCAAAUGUCAACCGAAUCAGAAGUACCAAUCGAACCGCCAGAACAGACAGAAUUGCUCGAUGCCUGUAUGAAAGUGGCCGGUGUAAUCAUGGCCGGCGUUCCUGGUGCCGGUGGAUACGAUGCUAUAUUUUGUGUUUGUAUCAGUGAGGAUGCAGUAGCUGAAGUCGAAAAAGUAUGCGAGUCGUGGCGUGCUAUGGAUGUCCUUCCGUUACUUUCACGAGAAUUAGCAACGGGGUACCUUAUUGAGAAGCUGGAGGAUGUUAGGGGGAUAGACAAGUACAUCUGA